Pomacea canaliculata is the source of this 2835-nucleotide messenger RNA. Its product is annotated as alpha-L-fucosidase-like. Gene Ontology annotation, biological process: glycoside catabolic process; fucose metabolic process. Gene Ontology annotation, cellular component: lysosome. The transcript is spliced from 8 exons. Lineage: Eukaryota; Metazoa; Mollusca; Gastropoda; Architaenioglossa; Ampullariidae. Gene Ontology annotation, molecular function: alpha-L-fucosidase activity. Bases 177 to 1556 code for a protein of 459 amino acids. The record is from RefSeq and is a predicted model, not a curated record.
AGUGGACGCGGUUGCCGUUGUCAGCUGUCAUGUGAUUCGGCAAGUGUCAUAAAGUAAGCGGAAGCAAAUCUGCUGACUUGCCUGGGGUAGGUUAGUCGGGUAUAACAAGAUCGAAGCGCGUGACCAAGGCGAGUCAUACACUUUCACGGCUGCAGAAAGCAACAUUGUCUGCAACCAUGGUGGUGAAGUAUGUUACAUGGCUUUUUGCUUUGACCAUUCCGCUUUGCUGUGCGCAAGGGGGACCCUAUCUGCCUAACUGGAAAUCCAUAGAUUCGAGACCUCUGCCCAACUGGUACGAUGAGGCCAAACUAGGUAUUUUUAUUCACUGGGGAGUUUUUUCGGUCCCUAGUUUUUCGUCAGAAUGGUUUUGGUGGAAUUGGAAAGGUGCAUCAACCCCUGCAGUUGAUGCUUUUAUGCAAGAAAAUUACAAACCAGAUUUCACGUACGCUGACUUCGGACAGGACUUCACUGCUGAGUUUUUUCAGCCUGACCAGUGGGCAGAAACUUUUGCAGCGUCCGGUGCAAAGUACAUAGUCUUUGUAAGCAAGCACCAUGAAGGCUUUACUAACUGGCCUUCCAAGUACUCCUUCAACUGGAACUCAAUGGAUGUAGGGCCAAAUAGAGAUAUUGUCGGAGAGUUGGCAAAAUCAAUCAAGACUAAAACCUCCAUCAGAUUUGGACUUUAUCACUCUCUUUUUGAGUGGUUUCACCCGCUAUAUCUCAAGGACAAAGCAAACAACUUCACAACUCAGGAUUUUGUUUUUAGCAAGACUUUACCAGAGUUGUUUGAACUGGUCAACACUUACAACCCAGAAGUAGUUUGGUCCGAUGGUGACUGGGAAGCCCCAGAUGUUUACUGGAAUUCUACAGAGUUUCUUGCUUGGCUAUACAAUGAAAGUCCUGUGAAAGACACCGUUGUGACUAAUGACCGCUGGGGCAGCGGAGUCUCUUGUCAUCAUGGUGGCUUUCUUACCUGUACUGACCGCUACAAUCCAGGUGUCAAGCAAAACCGCAAGUUUGAGAAUGCCAUGACUAUUGAUAGGUACUCAUGGGGUUAUCGACGCAAUGCCCGGCUGUCAGAUUAUUUAACCAUGGAAGAACUCCUGCAAACAUUUAUCAUCACUGUCAGCUGUGGAGGAAACAUGCUAAUGAAUGUGGGCCCUACAAGCUUUGGUACCAUCGCACCUAUCUAUGAGGAGAGACUCCGAAAUGUGGGUUCCUGGCUGACUGUCAACGGUGAAGGAAUCUAUGCCAGUCAUCCUUGGACAUAUCAGAACGAUACAGUUAACAAAGAUGUCUGGUAUACAAUGAAGAAAGGUGUCCUCGGAAGUGAUGUCUAUGCCUUUGUCCUGAAGUUUCCGGGAAAUGGCAUUCUCACUUUGGGAGCACCAAGCCCUUCUAGCAACACCGUGGUCACUUUGUUGGGUUAUUCUGGAACAUUUAGCUACAAGGCAACUGGCAAGCAAGGCAUGACCAUCUCUGUGCCAGCAAUCAGCAUUGUGGACCUUCCAUGUCAGUGGGCAUGGACCUUCAAGCUGACCAAUGUUGAUAAUUAGCACUUCAAUGAUGUGCUGUUGCCCUUGGUAUAAACGUUUUGGCAUCACCAGAAUAAUAAUUCAAAUUGAUUUGCAUACACAUUCCAUGCAUUUUCGUAGUUGGAUGCCACAGCUGAGUGCUGCACCUUUCAAUAGGUUAUGAAUACAAACGUAUCAUCUUGUGGAUUUUGUAAGGCGGAUAUACCUGAAAUAGAUUUAUUAAUGCCCUUCUUAUUAAAUAUGUAUUUUGAGGGCAGUUUCCUUUUCUUCCUUGUGUUUGGUGCUGUUUAUUUGUUGUGCCAUAUUUCAUUCCAUUUACUGAGGGUAACAUCCUAAAGUACUUAAAAAAAUGUUUGUUGUAAGCCAACCAAUCAAUUGUGUGCAAUUUAUCUUAUUGCCAUAUAGCUGGUUUUUGUGCAUAAUUAUAUUUGCCAAGACAGGUGAUAGCUUUCAACGCUUGCGUCAGAGUGGAAAAUUUCAUGCUGCUUGUGUGGUUUUGUAAUGAGAAUUUGUGUUUAGCUUUCUUAUAGGCUAAAUGAGUGCAAUUUUUCUUUUUAAUUUGUUGGGUUUAGUUGGUUGCUUCCUUAUUGGGCAGUUUCAUUAUCAUACAUUAGAAAAUCUUAAAUUGGCUGCAGCCUAAACAAGAGUUUAGAUUUAGAUUAUCUGUGCAUUAUAUUUUCUUACAAAAAUAAAAACUCUGUUCUUAUUUUUUAAAAGAUAACAGCUAUAAAGUUGCCAGCAACCUGUUUAAUUUCAUUUUUGACUCGAGUUAACAUCUGAAAAAACUAAUUGUCAUUUGCACAUAAAUUUGUAUCAAAACACUUUUUCCUGUUGAUCCAAACAUUUUAUAUUUUAGAUAAACACAUAUACAGUGCAUUGCCCUUGAUCCAGGAAGUAUAUCUUUUAUACCAGUUUAUCAUCAGCUUACAUUUUGAACUGUGUUAAUUUUUAUUUUUAAAUGUGUCAGAGCAUGUUAUUUUUAUGACAAAUGAAAAAUUGUAAAUGUAAUGUGCCAUUAACCUAUCACAGGCUUUAGCUAUGGACCAGAAGUCUACAUUGUGUUGAGGUGGCAGGAAUUAGUCAUGGAGGUCAGCAAGAUCAUAACUUGUAGAUCCCUGUCUAUUGGCCUAUGUCUUCUGUUCCAAUUUAUGGCAUUGAGACACAAAGAAACUAUAUGCUACCUCACACAAAGCUUAUAGCUGUCUUAUGCUCAUUUCCAGCUUUUACCAAGAGGGCUAAUCCUGUCACGUGCUCUAACAUUUUCAAAUUGAUUUAUAUAAUAAAAACGUUUCCAAAAGUU